CCGAUUGAGUUCACUAAAAAUGCAAAUUAUGUUUGGAACAAUUUUAUACGUUUUAUUGAAAAGUUUAAUAUUGACAAAGGCAACUAUCACGCCGAAGGAUGAUAACACUUCAAACAUCCUUCAGGAAGAGAGUAUUUCCAUGUAUCAGGAUAUAAAUUUCACGCAGAAUAUUUCAAUGUCCGAGAAAAAUUAUCAUCGUAUAUUAAAUUUCAAAUCUGACCGGAGUCAUUCUGAUAGUACUGUGAGAAAUGAGCGAGAAGUCGAUGAAGUUACGCUUGCAAAUAUUUCUAUCAUCCCAGAAUCUAUCGAAAACAGUUUAAACAAGCCAACAUCUCUCAGAGCAUUUGUACAAUUCGACAGUCAAUUCACAGAAAAAGUAAACGACAUUUUUGUGACAUUGAGAUGGAAGCAACCGGAAUUUACCGAUGAAAUAAUACAAGGGUACACAGUGCAAUGUUUUGUUAUGGAGGACUUAAAAGAGAUUCAAAUCUGCGACGAUAAAAAUAUCACAACAUUGGAGCACACGGUGCACAAUCUUAAACCUAAUACGACAUAUUAUUUCCGAGUACGUGCACAUACUGAAGUUAUUGCUGGUCUUUACACGGAUUUCAUCAAUGUGUCGACUACGCAUGAAAAUCCAAUACCCAAAUUAUUAUUAGUAACGGAUGCUGGCAUCCAAAUAUUGGACUUAGAUUCAAAUACUAUUAAUAAUCUCGUUAAACAAUUGGCCAUAUCAGAUGUCGCUUACUGUGUCCAAGAACAUAAAAUUUAUUGGAUAACCGGAAAUGAUCUAAUGACAUUGGAGAUUACUGAAAAUAAUAUCACAAAAAUAGCUAGCUUUCAUAAGCUAGAUCAUAAGCUAUAUUAUCUCAGCUUUGACUGGGUAGCAAGAAAUCUAUAUAUGUCCUAUCAAGGGCCAGUCCGCUCUUUCAUUGUAAAGUUCGACUUAACAAUGUGGGAAAAUGGCAUAAUUAAAUUUGAGAAUAUUUUGGGAAAUAUGAAUGAAAUUUAUAAUUUAAAUAUAUUACCGUCUAUGGGGUACGUUUACUACCGUUCACCUAAAAAAAUAAUUUUGCAUUAA
Molecule: messenger RNA, 1081 nt
Organism: Camponotus floridanus (Florida carpenter ant)
Lineage: Eukaryota; Metazoa; Arthropoda; Insecta; Hymenoptera; Formicidae
Product: proto-oncogene tyrosine-protein kinase ROS-like
Exons: 4
Coding region: 20-1081 (353 amino acids)
Molecular function (GO): protein binding
Source: RefSeq, a predicted model, not a curated record